Messenger RNA from Daktulosphaira vitifoliae (grape phylloxera), 1194 nucleotides. RefSeq names its product L-xylulose reductase-like. Gene Ontology annotation, molecular function: L-xylulose reductase (NADPH) activity; carbonyl reductase (NADPH) activity. Gene Ontology annotation, biological process: glucose metabolic process; xylulose metabolic process. Lineage: Eukaryota; Metazoa; Arthropoda; Insecta; Hemiptera; Phylloxeridae. The record is from RefSeq and is a predicted model, not a curated record. The transcript is spliced from 6 exons. The coding region runs from base 255 to 1076 and encodes 273 amino acids.
UUUUUAUUUAUCACACCUAUCCUUCUACGACCAGCUUUGAUUUACAAUAUGCCUUUCAAUUCGAUAACAGAAAUUGUGAUUUUCCACAUUAAAAAAAGGUGCUCAUUUAUAGAAAUCAUUCGGCUCAUUGGCGAUUGAACUGCCAUUCAAGUGAACGUUUAUUGAUACUACGGACAGGGGUUAAGACCAAAGCGCUGCUUACUUAAAACUGAAUUUUUUUUCGAUUAAAAAAAAUAUAAUCAUUAACAACUACAAUGUUUAGCUCUAUCUGUAAGUUAAGUACGACAAUAAGCAGCCGUUACAUAUUGGUAGAGACUCUAUCUAGAAGAAUGUCACAAAAACAUUCUAGAAUGGAAGACUAUUUUAAGGAUAAACGUUUUGUCGUGACAGGAGCUAGCGCCGGUAUGGGAAAAGUAAUUGCAGAAAGGCUUAUAGAUCUUAAUUCAUAUGUUUUUGCUAUCGGUAGAGAUCCAGAAAACUUGCCACCAGAAAGUAGUAAGGUUAAGCAUGUUGUUUUAGACGUAUCAGAUUGGAAUUUGGCUUACAAAUUAACUUCAGAAAUUGGACCGGUACAUGGAUUAGUGAACAAUGCCGGAGUAGCUCAUAUAGAGCCAUUUUUAGAAUUAUCGAAAGACGGUUGGGAAGAUACAAUCAAUGUCAAUGCUAGGGGAAUGAUCAGAAUUAGUCAAGCAGUAGUGAAAAAUAUGAUUGACGCAGGAAUUAAAGGAUCUAUUGUAAAUGUGUCAUCGACUAUUUCUGAAAGAGUUGUUCCCGACCAUGUAUCUUAUUGUGCAUCGAAAGGGGCCGUAAAUCAAAUUACCAGAACAAUGGCUAUUGAAUUUGGACCUAAAGGAAUAAGAACCAAUAAUGUUUGCCCAACAGUGGUAUUAACUAAAAUGGGAAUGAAGGCGUGGUCUGAUCCUGCAAAAUCAAAACCUAUUAUGGAUAGAAUACCAUUAGGAAGAUUCGCUAUGCCUGAUGAUAUCGCAGACGCAACGAUAUUUUUGUUGAGUGACUACGCAAAAAUGGUGAAUGGUCUUAAUCUGUACGUGGAUGGAGGUUUCAUGUCUGGAUAAUUUAUUCGAUAAUCUUAUCAAAUACAUAUAAAUUAUUUAUCUUUACUCACUUAUUAAGUAAUAUUACUGUUUACAUUAUUGUAAUUAUAAGAAUGUAAUAUAUAUUUAUACAUUUUAA